Molecule: messenger RNA, 1820 nt
Organism: Pistacia vera
Lineage: Eukaryota; Viridiplantae; Streptophyta; Magnoliopsida; Sapindales; Anacardiaceae
Product: xanthotoxin 5-hydroxylase CYP82C2-like
Exons: 3
Coding region: 8-1621 (537 amino acids)
Biological process (GO): defense response to other organism
Molecular function (GO): monooxygenase activity; oxidoreductase activity, acting on paired donors, with incorporation or reduction of molecular oxygen; heme binding
Source: RefSeq, a predicted model, not a curated record
UUCUGCAAUGUUACAACCUCCCACUAUCAUGGACCCUCUAAUUCUGUUGUCAAGCCUAGUUGCCCUGUCGAUGUUUAUGUACUACUUGUAUCAAUCGAAGAAACCAAUCACUCAUAAAACAGCGAGAUGUAGUGUGCCUGAAGUCGGUGGUGCUUGGCCUAUUAUUGGCCACAUGCACCUCUUUGGUGGCCGGAAAUUGAUUUACAGAACACUGAGUGACAUGGCUGACAAUUAUGGAUCAGUCUUCACUAUAUGGUUAGGUUCACACAAAGCUUUGGUUGUGAGUAAGUGGGAAAUCGCCAAAGAGAUUUUUACUGUUCAUGAUUUGGCUUUCUCCAGCAGGCCAAACAUGGCUGCCUCAAAGCUCCUAUGUUAUGACUAUGCUAUGUUUGGCUUUGCUCCUUACGGGCCUUACUGGCGAGAGAUGCGCAAGAUAAUUACCGUUGAACUUCUGUCAAACUACAAGCUAGAUAUGUUCAAGCACAUAAGAGCUUCAGAGGUGCAGACUUCAAUAAAAGAAUUGUACAAGACUUAUUUAAGCAGAAGUAGUACAGAAAGUGGAGUUCUUGUCGAAAUGAAGCAGUGGUUUAAAGAUUUGACAUUUAAUGUUACUUUGAGAAUGGUAGCUGGGAGAAGGUUCUCCGGAAGUGGUGAUGAUGAGGAGAAAGGAAGGGCACGACACUGCCAAAAGCUAAUCAACAAUUUCUUUUAUCUGUUUGGGGUAUUUGUUUUAUCUGAUGCAAUACCAUCUCUUGGGUGGUUGGAUUUUGGAGGAUAUAAAAAAGCCAUGAAGAAAACUGCCAAGGAACUAGAUGCUCUUGCUGGAGAAUGGCUGGAGGAGCAUAAACAGAGAAAAAAGUUGGGUGGAGAAGCAAGGGAGGAUCUAAAUUUCAUGGAUGUUAUUUCAGGAUGGAAUCAUGACUCAUUUAAGCAGAAUGGUAUCAACGCUAAGAUAUCUGGUUUCGAUGUUGGUACCAUUAAGAAGGCAACUUACCUGAAUUUAAUCAUGGCAUCAGACACCAAUAUGGUCCCUCUCACUUGGGCCUUAGCGUUACUACUCAACAAUCCUCAUGCGUUGAAAAAGGCUCAAGACGAGCUGGAUAUCCAUGUUGGCAAGGACAGACAUGUGGAAGAGUCUGACAUAAAAAACCUUGUAUAUCUCCAAGCAAUUGUUAAGGAAACACUUCGCCUGUACCCUCCGGGCCCUGUUAUUCCUCGUUCUGUAAAUACAGACUGCACCCUCUCAAAUGGCUACCAUGUAGCAGCUGGUACACGUGUGAUGCUGAAUGUUUGGAAAAUUCAACAUGACGAGAGCGUGUGGCCUAAUCCUAAUGAGUUCAGACCUGAGAGAUUCUUGACUGAUAAUAAGGACAUAGAGGUGAGGGGUCUGAAUUUCGAACUCAUUCCUUUUGGCUGUGGAAGAAGAGCAUGUGCAGGUAUCUCACUAGCUCUCCAAGUGGUACAUUUGACACUGGCUAGCUUGUUGCAAAGUUUUGGAGUGAUGAAACCAUCAAAUGGUGCAGUGGAUAUGACUGAGAGCCCUGGCUUAACAAAUAUAAAAGCAACACCACUUGAAGUUCUCGUUACUCCCCGUCUUGAUCCCAAGCUUUACACGCAGUAGCUUAAUGUAAUUAUCAUAUAGAGAGAAAGAACGGUGUAGUAGCUUUAGGAGAAGGGUUAUAUAUAAAGCUAGUGGUAGUUGAAGAUUCAAGACUUUGAGUGGCUCUAUUAAUCUAGAUCCAUAAAAAUUCAGCUUAUGAUGUAUAACAAUAUGAUGGACUGAAUAAAAAAGGAAUGGAUGAUAGAAUUAUAAUUUUAUA